AUGGGGAAGAAUAAAAAGAGGGCGUCAAAGGGGAAUUCUGUCGAAAAAAAACCUGGCGAGCAUGAAGUCGCUGGGCCGGAGCUAUUAGAGCCCGCAAAGACAGUACCAGAUCUAGAGCCGCAAGCGAUGAUAGAGGCAGCCCAGCCUCUACCGCCUACACAGUUGGAAAAAUCUGAGAAUUAUGGUGGUGCUCCUAGCUCCAGUGCAAAUGCCCCAAUGGACCACGAUGAGGAACCGAAAUAUGGUAGCGAAGACGCCAAUGAGGAGAUCUUGAGACUAAAAAAAGAAAUUGAAGAGCUGAAGGGCUACUCAGAGUCUGAAGAUCAAGCAAAGGUAGGUAAUCGAGAAUUGGGUGCUAAGCUGGCUAAAGUUCAAGAAGAACGAGACCAUUUCGAACAUCAGUACGACUCUUUGCUGAACAGAUUAUCAUCCAUGAAGUCAGUUUUCAGCAAAAUGCGGGAGUCACAGGAGGAGCUAGAGUCGUGCCAGGAACAAUUGAGGGAAUACGAAUCUCAAAAUUUGAGUUUGAAGAGCAAAGUAGACUCGAUGAAAAGGGAGAAUGAAGAAUUACGCGAAUUGACGGGAACUUUGAACCAGGAGCUUUCUGGACUUGACGCGGAAAAUGAGAAGUUGUCCGCGCGCUGCUCUUAUGCUGAGGAACAGGCCAGUACAUUGGAGGCAGAAGCCCAGUCUUCGUCGCUGCAUCACAAGAUGGAACAAGAUCAACUUAACACUAAGUGCCAAGAACUGGAGCUUUUGCUGAGUAACUUACACCAGGACUCCAGCACAUUGCGAGAGGAAUUGGAAGACAGCAAACAACAGCUAAAAGCAGGCGAGCAUACAAAAAUCGCACUCGAAGAAAAAUUAAACACCCUAGAGAAACAGCUAGAGGAGAAAGCGGCAGAAAACCGCUCGCUGACAUCUGCGAAAGACGACAUAGUAAAACAUUUGGAAGCGGAGCUUCAUAAGGAACGAGAAGCGGGUGAUAAAAGAACAGUUGAAUUGACGUCCUGUCGGACCGAAUUAGAAAGUAUGAAAGAAGAGGUUGGUCAGAAGGCUGCUCUUCAACAAGAGUGCAAAGAAAAGGUCUUACAGAUUGGAAAGUUGCGCCAUGAAGCCAUCAUACUCAAUGAGCAUUUGACCAAGGCACUUGCAAUGCUCAAAGCGAGCAGCGAUUCAGAAAAUGUUGAUAAAGAACUUAUUUCCAAUUUAUUGAUCUCGUUCGUUUCAAUUCCGCGCGCGGAUCCCAAAAAAUUUGAAGUCUUGGAGCUUAUUUCGAGCUUUUUAAAUUGGGAUGAUGAUAAAAAACAACAAGCUGGCCUAAUCCACAUUCCUAAUGGGUCCAGAUCGGGAGGCAGCGGGUCCAAAACUCAGAACUUCGUGUCCUUAUGGACAGAAUUUUUGGAAAAAGAGAGUGAGAAAUAA
This is a messenger RNA of Lachancea dasiensis, 1425 nucleotides long. NCBI's taxonomy places the organism in Eukaryota, Fungi, Ascomycota, Saccharomycetes, Saccharomycetales, Saccharomycetaceae. The record is from the annotation of a GenBank genome assembly.